This is a messenger RNA of Portunus trituberculatus (swimming crab), 2967 nucleotides long. RefSeq lists its product as uncharacterized. Lineage: Eukaryota; Metazoa; Arthropoda; Malacostraca; Decapoda; Portunidae. The transcript is spliced from 2 exons. Bases 1662 to 2129 code for a protein of 155 amino acids. The record is from RefSeq and is a predicted model, not a curated record.
AAGGUGUUCGGCGAGUUUUCUUUUAAGUCCCGCAAGCUGCGGCAAGCCACGGAGCUCCAUCACACUCGAAAAUGAGCAGAGUACACUGACUUGUUUUUGUUUAUAGCUGGGGUUUGUGGGUAACUGCUGAAUAGGAUUCUUAUUGUGUCUAUAGUUCUUUUGUCCAAUGAUGUGCCACCACCACGAGCUGCGCUAAUGGGAAUUUGCUAUAUGUAGGCGGGGCACAGCUGGGCAGACAGGUGCACAGAGAGAUCUGUGUACGCAGUUCAGCCAUGGCCACCAUUGACAUUAGCUAUAAAGGUUGCGAAUUUGAUUACCGGGAAAUCAUCGCUCCUGCUGACCCCGUGGAGUACAGUGAACUUAACGACAACCGAGAAGAGGACCAGCCAGGACCUUCAUCCUUUCAUUAAGUCCUGUGAGGACAGGACGUUGCUCUAGGGUUCUUCAACCUUGUUCUCGACGCUCGUCUGCCAACCACUCUUCCUAUGAUGACAAGACGUUGCUGAGGAGCUUGCUUCUGCUGCAGUUCUUCCUGCGGACAAGACGCUGUGAGAUGAGUCCCUCCACUCGCCACUACCUGCCACUGUCAUUUCACUUCACUUGUAUAUAAUGGUGUAAUGAAAGUACUCUGUGUGCCACUUUGUGCAGUAUUACUUUUGUGCCAGUAAACUAAAGAAAUGGUGCCAAGUGUUUCCUGUUAUCCUGCCUCUCUGAGUCUGCCUGAGUCUGGGUGUGUGUUUGUGCCUCGCUUCCCUUUGCUAGCCACGAAUCUUUGCCUAGAAGUAUCCCUGUGUUUGUUGCCGUCCCGUCCUGUGCUUUCCUGGGCUGCCGCUGUGGUAAGUGUGUUCCUGUCGCGGUUGUGGAGGCUGUGAGGACGUGAGGGCGGUGUGACAGUUGGUGUCAGGAGCUGUGGGAUUAAGUUUGGCUCGCGAGGUUGCCGGGUACGAGUGCACCAUGGCAGAUUCAGGUGCGAGAGGCAGUGAGAGGCCGGAAGGCAGUGAGCCAGAUUGGAAAAGGCUGGAAAACUUGGUCGCUGGGAUGGUUGUGCAAAUUAACAAAAUGGCACAGGAAACAAGGGAAAUUAAACAGGACAUAAGUGCAGUAGUGGUGCAAAUGGGCCUGGUGCAAAAGAAGAUGCAGGCAGCAGUCGGGGAAGCAAGACAGUUCACCUUGGAACACGACAAGAGGCUGCAGCAGGACCUGUCGAAAGAGUUCAAGGAAGAACUGGUGGCAGUGAGACAACACACUGAAGUCGUCAAGAGCAAGGUGGACGGCUGCCUGUGUCCCCUGGUGGUGGACAUUGGUGCGGCAAAGACCAUUGUCAGGGAAUAAAUAGUGGCAGCUCAAGAUCUCCCUGUGUUAGACCGGCAGCUGUGUGGCGUGACUGGCCACUGUACGAUGCUACGAGGCCCCGUGAUGUCUACGAUCAUGGUGGGUGGCGUUGAGAAGCUACCAGUAUUCGUGGCCAACAUGAGGAACCCUGUCUGUUGGGGCUGGAUUUCCUGGUUCAGAGUGCAGCAUGUGUGGACCUUGGAAGGAUGCAGAUGGGGAAACGGUACCACUGUUCCUCGAGGAUGCUGCUGAACAGGUGGAGAGCCCUGUGACGAGUUCAAAUAUCGAGGACAAGAGGCUGGAGCUGCACUGCCGAGUCAUGAGGGAAGAUGACGUUGCAGAUGCCACUGUGGCAGCCCGUGGAUGCCAGGCAGUGGCAAGUAUCUGCGGUGGUGAGGUGGACGAAGGUGCGGGUGAGGCGAGCUCCACGCUACCUCCACAUGUGGUGGACUUGGAGGUACAUAUGUAGCUUUACCAAGCUGAUUCCUGAGCAGGUGAUGAAGUUGGAGAACUUGCUGAUGGAGGACGAGGACGUCUUCAGCCGAGAUGCCCAAGACUUUGGCUGUAUGUCGCUGGUUCAGCACUCCAUCAACACUGCAGGCAGUCUGCAGGUAAAGCAGUCACAUAGCCGCGUCCUGCUGGCCAAGAGAGAAAUGAUGCAGCUGCCUCUGGACUUGGCCACAGAUGGCGCCCGAGUGUGUAGUGGUGUUGCAGCAGCGGAUGGAGGCCAUGUGGCGACAGCUGACAAGCAAGGUGACCCAUGUUGUGGAUAUACAUGCUCUUCAUGUAUCACCUAAGCCUCCAAAGGGGCUGACCAAGCGGCAUCGCGGCUCUGCAGAGUCAAUAGAUUUAGCUCAGCCAAAGCAAUCUAAGAUUUCUCCGGGUGAACAUGACCGCGAGUCCUCCAGGGACCGCUCUGCAAUGGUAGCACCAACGGUUUCUGUUCAGCCUUCUGAGACACCCUCUGUCUCAGAUCGGGGUUCUUGUGAAGAUGGUCUUAGCAUGGAGAUGUCCGAUGAUAUUAUCACAGCCGUCCCUCGUGGACCCACUGUGGCGAAAAGUGCAGUGCAGCCUGACCCUCGUCCUCCGGUGACUGGUAGGAAUGGUGAUAAUUCACAUCACUCACCAGUAGGGCGAAAGGCUGCGGUCCAACGACCCGGCACACCUCAACUCCCGGUGUCUUCUCGUCGGUUAUUUAUUUCUAGUCAGGUGAGUCAUGGGCAGACCCUUCAAAAGGCUCGCCCGUCCACUGCACCUAAAUAGUCAUCUUCAAGCUUCUACAAUGGAAAUGUAGAGGCCUUCGCACCUCGUGGGGAGAACUUUGAGCUUUACUGUCUGAGUUCUCUCCAGCAUGUGUCGCUCUACAAGAAACUAUGCUUGGUGAUAGUUCUUAUUCUAGUCCUCCUGGCUAUCGUGCCUUUUAUAGCACUCCUUUCCCUGAACAGGGGCACCAUGUUGGCACAGCUAUCCUAGUCCAUCAGGAUAUACUUAUUGUCCCCUUGCAAUUUAGUUCUUCUCUACAAGUAGUUGCAGUCAAAGUCUUUCUGGGACGGUCCUACACUAUUUGUAGUCUCUAUCUCCCUCCUCAGGUUCUUGUCCCCAGAGGAGAUCUUGAUGGCCUAGUGCAUGAGCUGA